AUGGAAGAGACAAACUCGAGAUUCAAUAGGAUUUGUGUUUUCUGUGGUAGCAGUUCAGGCAAGAAAGCUAGCUACCAAGAAGCUGCUGUUGAACUCGGCAAGGAGCUGGUGGAGAGAAGGAUUAAUUUGGUGUAUGGUGGUGGAAGCGUGGGAUUGAUGGGUCUUGUUUCUCAGGCAGUUCAUGAUGGCGGGCGCCAUGUCCUAGGAGUUAUUCCAAGGACCCUAAUGCCCAGAGAGAUAACUGGUGAGACUGUUGGAGAAGUGAGAACUGUAUCAGGUAUGCACCAAAGGAAAGCAGAGAUGGCUCGUCAAGCCGAUGCUUUCAUUGCUCUCCCGGGCGGUUAUGGCACCCUAGAAGAAUUGCUUGAAGUCAUUACCUGGGCUCAGCUUGGAAUCCACCGCAAACCUGUGGGGCUUUUGAAUGUGGACGGCUACUACAAUUCCUUGUUGAGUUUCAUCGAUAAGGCCGUCGAUGAAGGCUUUAUUUCUCCUACUGCACGUCAUAUCAUCGUGUCUGCUCCAACCGCCAAGCAAUUGGUUAGACAACUAGAGGAAUAUAUUCCAGAGUAUGAUGAAUUAACGUCCAAGUUGGUGUGGGAAGAGGUGGACAGGAUAAAUUACGUGUCUGAGUCGGGGGUCGCCACGUGAAAGGGGUGCAGGAAUCAUGCAUGUCCCCCUUUUUGUGUUAUGAAGUGCAGUGUAUACAUCAUCAGGAGUGGAACUUUGGGUCUUUUUGUAGCCGAGCCGGAGAAGGCUGUACACUUCCUCCCAAAAGUUUCUAAUAUAUAUUAAUGUCUGAACGAAAACAGAAGAAAAGAGUAGGAUUAAGAAAAUUAUUUUUAUCGUCCAUGGCUUUCCCCUUCUGUAAAAGUUUUACAGUAAAACUAUGAAGGAAUCAAUUCAAGUUUCUUCUUUCUACAUGUUUCAUACUCCAUUUGAAUUUUAUGUAACAAUGGCUUGCACAGUUUAUACAAAUUUGUCAAAAAGAA
Rosa chinensis is the source of this 989-nucleotide messenger RNA. Its product is annotated as cytokinin riboside 5'-monophosphate phosphoribohydrolase LOG7. Lineage: Eukaryota; Viridiplantae; Streptophyta; Magnoliopsida; Rosales; Rosaceae. The record is from RefSeq and is a predicted model, not a curated record. Bases 1 to 648 code for a protein of 215 amino acids. Gene Ontology annotation, cellular component: nucleus; cytosol. Gene Ontology annotation, biological process: cytokinin biosynthetic process. Gene Ontology annotation, molecular function: hydrolase activity, hydrolyzing N-glycosyl compounds. The transcript is spliced from 7 exons.